Molecule: messenger RNA, 2583 nt
Organism: Oncorhynchus nerka (sockeye salmon)
Lineage: Eukaryota; Metazoa; Chordata; Actinopteri; Salmoniformes; Salmonidae
Product: collagen alpha-2(I) chain-like
Exons: 9
Coding region: 1-2583 (860 amino acids)
Source: RefSeq, a predicted model, not a curated record
AUGGCGGGCGCACUCCAGGGGUCAGACGGCGGUGUACUCCAGGCCAGACGGCGGGCACCCAGGUCAGACGGCGGCACCAGGUCAGACGGCGGCACCAGGUCAGACGGCGGCGCGCACCAGGUCAGACGGCGGGCGCACCAGGUCAGACGGCGGUGCGCAUCCAGGUCAGACGUGUGCAUCCAGGUCAGACGGCGGGCGCACCAGGGCCAGACGGCGGCGCGCACUCCAGGUCAGACGGCGGCGCGCACUCCAGGGCCAGACGGCGGCGCGCACCAGGGCCAGACGGCACUAGGUCAGACGGCGCACCAGGGUCAGACGGCGGCGCGCAGGGGGUCAGACGGCGGCGCGCACCAGGCCAGACGGCGGUGCACUAGGGCCAGACGGCGGCGCAUUCAGGGCCAGACGGCGGCGCGCACCAGGUCAGACGGCGGCGCACUCAGGUCAGACGGCGGGCGCACCAGGUCAGACGGCGGCGCACCAGGGGUCAGACGGCGGGCGCAUCAGGUCAGACGGCGGUGCGUACCAGGGCCAGACCCAGGCGGCGGCGCACUUCCAGGUCAGACGGCGGGCGCACCAGGGCCAGACGGCGGCACCAGCGCACUAGGCCAGACGGCGGCGCGCACAGGGGGUCAGACGGCGGGCGUACUUCCAGGGCCAGACGGCGGCGGCACCCAGGGACGGCGACGGCAUUUCCAGGUCAGACGGCGGCGCACUCCAGGUCAGACGGCGGCGUACUCAGGGGCCAGACGGCGGCGCACUCCAGGGCCAGACGGCGGGGUAGGUCAGACGGCAGCAUCCAGGGUCAGACGGCGGCGCAUCCAGGCGGUGCGCACCAGGGUCAGACGGCGGCGUGCACUAGGGCGACGGCACUCCAGGGCGCGCACCAGGGUCAGACGGCGGCGCACAGGGGGCCAGACGGCGGGCACCAGGGCCAGACGGCGGCGCGCACUCCAGGUCAGACGGCGGCGCAUUUCCAGGGGCCAGACGGCGGCGUACUCAGGUCAGACGGCAGCGCACUCCAGGGGCCAGACGGCGGUGCACCAGGUCAGACGGCGGUGCGCACUAGGGUCAGACGGCGGCGGCGCACUAGGGGGCCAGACGGCGGGCGCAUUUAGGUCAGGACGGCGGGCGCACCAGGGGGUCAGACGGCGGCGCACUAGGGCCAGACGGCGGUGCACUCAGGGUCAGACGGCGGCGCACCAGGGGCCAGACGGCGGGCGCACCAGGUCAGACGGCGGCGCACUCCAGGUCAGACGGCGGGUGCGCACUAGGGGGCCAGACGGCGGCGCGCACCAGGGCCAGACGGCGGGCGCACCCAGGUCAGACGGCGGUGCGCACUCAGGUCAGACGGCGGCGCGCACCCAGGUCAGGGUCAGACGGCGGGCGCACUCCAGGGCCAGACGGCGGCGCACCAGGUCAGACGGCAGCGUCAGGGGAUCAGACGGGCAUCAGGUCAGGACGGCGGGCGCACUAGGGUCAGACGGCGGCGCACCAGGUCAGACGGCGGUGCGCACCAGGUCAGACGGCGGUGCACAUCCAGGGUCAGACGGCGGCGCACUAGGUCAGACGGCGGCACCAGGUCAGACGGCGGUGCGCACCAGGGCCAGACGGCGGCGCAUUUCAGGGCCAGAUGGCAGGGGGCAUUUAGGUCAGACGGUGGGCGCAUUUAGGUCAGACGGCGGCACUAGGGUCAGACGGCGGCGCACCAGGUCAGAUGGGCCAGACGGCGGGCGCACUCAGGGUCAGACGGCGGCACCAGGGCCAGACGGCGGCGCACCAGGGCCAGACGGCGGGCGUACCAGGUCAGACGGCGGGCGCAUCAGGUCAGGUCAGACGGCGGUGCGCACUCAGGGUCAGACGGCGGCACUAGGGUCAGACGGCGGCGCCAGGUCAGAGACCAGGCACUUCAGACGGCGGGCACCAGGGUCAGACGGCGGGCAUCAGGGGCAGACUAGGGCCAGACGGCGGUGCACCAGGUCAGACGGCGGCGCACUCAGGUCAGACGGCGGGCGCACCAGGUCAGACGGCGGCGCACCCAGGGCCAGACGGCGGGCGCACCAGGGGCCAGACGGCGGCGCACUAGGGCCAGACGGCGGUGCGCACCAGGGCCAGACGGCGGCGCACCAGGGCCAGACGGCGGUGCACCCAGGUCAGACGGCGCGCACCAGGCCAGACGGCGGUGCACUCAGGUCAGACGGCGGCGCAUCAGGGUCAGACGGCGGUGCGCAUCCAGGGCCAGACGGCGGCGUAGGCACCAGGGGCCAGACGGCGGCGCACCAGGUCAGACGGCGGGCACACCAGGGCCAGACGGCGGCGCACUCCAGGUCAGACGGCGGUGCACCAGGGUCAGACGGUGGUGCGCACUUAGGGCCAGACGGCGGCGCACCCAGGCCAGGGGGUCAGACGGCGGUGCACCAGGGCCAGACGGGCGGCGCACCAGGGCCAGACGGCGGGCGCACCAGGGGCCAGACGGCGGCGCACCAGGUCAGACGGCGGCGGCAGGGGGACGGCGGCACCAGGUCAGACGGCGGUGUACCAGGUCAGACGGCGGUGCGUACCAGGGCCAGACGGCGGCGUAUUUAG